Triticum aestivum (bread wheat) is the source of this 1037-nucleotide messenger RNA. RefSeq lists its product as uncharacterized. The record is from RefSeq and is a predicted model, not a curated record. Gene Ontology annotation, biological process: regulation of amino acid export. Bases 1 to 795 code for a protein of 264 amino acids. The transcript has a single exon. NCBI's taxonomy places the organism in Eukaryota, Viridiplantae, Streptophyta, Magnoliopsida, Poales, Poaceae.
AUGGCAUCGGACGCAGCGAUCUCGCCACCUAUGCUGUGCGGGCCCCCACCUAUGCUGGGCGGGCCCCCACCUACUGGCACACGCAGCUGCAGGCGCUCCUUCGUGUGCAUGCAGCCGCAGACCGCCCAAACCAAACCCGCGGGCCACUGGAGGAGCACCUGGGGGAGGCACACGCAGAGCACAGCUGGCAAGCAAACCUCCGUCGCCGCGCCGCGCCGCGCCGCGCAGUCACUUUUCCGCGCUCUCGGCCUCCUUCGGCGGGCCGACUAUAAAUGCCGCCUCCCUCCCCCUCCUCCCGAUCGCAGUCUCCCGCUCAGCCGUUACAGCCACCCACAGAGAAGAAGCGCGAAACCACCACUCUGCUUGCUGUACGCGCACACAGAGAGGAAGAAAGUGGGAAGAGGGAUCGAUCCGCGUGCUCCAUCGUUCGUCAUGAGGCCGAUCAGAGCGGGCGAGGCGAUGGUGGCGGUCGGCCACGGCGCGCACCCGGCCUUCUGGAGGACGCCGACGCCGUACCUCCUCCUCGGCUUCGCGCUCAUGAUGGGGAUCAUCGCCGUGGCGCUGCUCGUGCUCGUCUGCACGGACAGCAAGCCGUCCGGGUCGUCGUCGCGGCGGGGGAGCGCCGGCGAGGACGCGUCGGCGCGCGGGAUGGCGCCGCUCGACAGGGAGCCCAAGGUCGUCGUCAUCAUGGCCGGCGACGACUUGCCGUCCUUCCUCGCCAGCGCCAGGCCGUUCGCCUUCCCCGCCGUGACCGCCGCCGACGCGGGGGAGCCGCGCGGGGAGGACGCGUCGUAGGCGCGGCGCGCGCACCCGUGUACCCUCUGCCGGACGCGGGCCCAAUUUUGGUCGUCGGAUUUUCUCCUAGGAUUUUCCCCGCGUGUUCUGUCUGUAGAAUCUAAUUAGCAGAGAAGAUAGAGCUGUUGUUUGCGUUCUUGGUGAGGUGAGCGGCGCGCCGGCGGCGUGCGUUGAGAUCUGUGAACGCAAAUGGAAUUUUGGCCUGCAUAUUCAAUAAAUGCAUGACGCUCGCUUUGCUGCUC